This is a messenger RNA of Nezara viridula (southern green stink bug), 282 nucleotides long. Lineage: Eukaryota; Metazoa; Arthropoda; Insecta; Hemiptera; Pentatomidae. The record is from the annotation of a GenBank genome assembly.
AUGUGUAGGGGUUGUCUCCCUAUCAUUCUUGGCGGUCUUACCUCACCUAUCCUUGCAAGGUGUGGGGAUUGCCUCCUCGGGUUGCUGAGCCCUGGAUGUUUAGGGGUUGUUCCCUUAUCAUUCUUGGCGGUCUUACCUCACCUAUCCUUGCAACAUCUGGGGAUUGCCUCCUCGGGGGUUGCUGAGCCCUGGAUGUGUAGGGGUUGUCUCCCUACCAUUCUUGGCGGUCUUACCUCACCUAUCCUUGCAACAUCUGGGGAUUGCCUCCUUGGGGGUUGCUGA